This is a messenger RNA of Spirometra erinaceieuropaei, 690 nucleotides long. The record is from the annotation of a GenBank genome assembly. NCBI's taxonomy places the organism in Eukaryota, Metazoa, Platyhelminthes, Cestoda, Diphyllobothriidea, Diphyllobothriidae.
AUGUUGUGCGCAUUGACAACUAGCGGUUACUCAAACGACUCUUCUCUGGAGAUAUCGCCACGAGCCCUGGCCGAUAAGGAGGUCAAGUCAGGCGCUACAACGAGACUCUGCGCACCUCCCUGCGGCGCCGACAAAUUGAUGUGGCCAACUGGGAAGACCUCGCCGGGUACGACCGACAUGGCAGAGGGCAGUGAAGAUCGGCGGAGGGAUCUACGGGGCCAACCGCGUCAUCGCCGCCAAAGUCAAAAGCGAGGCUCGAAAAUCUCAUCUGCGUCCACCUCUCAACCCCAACCGUCGACCACCCUCAAACUGUCCCCGAUGUCAACGGACGUUCCGGCACCAAUCGAACUUAUUGGACAUCUUGCUAACUGCAUCGCUCUGACGACACCAUCUGAUGUCCCCCCCCGUCCACCUAUACUUUGCUUUCCACGCCUCACUCCUGAGCCUCCACUGACAUCCUCCGCCUGCGCCUCAGCAUCCGCUCUGACGGCUCCUGCACCCACCACCACUGCAGUCAAUCCUAACACACCAACAAAUACCAACCUCACAACCGCCACCACCACCGAUAUGGACUCGGUCCACACCUGUCCUCAUCGUGACUGCAUUUCCACGUCACAGAUCGGCCUGGCCGGUCACUUGGGAAUCCCUCGCACAGAGACCGGUGAACCAGUCCCUGGAGCACCAAUAUGA